Capsicum annuum is the source of this 523-nucleotide messenger RNA. Its product is annotated as F-box protein CPR1-like. The record is from RefSeq and is a predicted model, not a curated record. The transcript has a single exon. Lineage: Eukaryota; Viridiplantae; Streptophyta; Magnoliopsida; Solanales; Solanaceae. The annotation marks the transcript as partial.
AUGUAUUGUUGUUACAACGGCUUGGCUCUUAUCAAGUUACGUGAUUAUCCUCAGUACACACGAGCCAUACUUUUGCUAUGGAACCGCUCCACGAGAGAAUCAAUAGUACUUCCUUGUACAGAAUUUUCACUGUCAAAAGAUUAUUCUUGCGGACUGGGAUAUGACUCGACUAGUGACGACUAUAAGAUCCUUAAGAUUGACGACACAGCGCAUUGUGAAAUUCUCGCACUGAAAAGUGGUUCCUGGAGGAAAAUUGAUAAACGUCCUGCUGGUGUUUUCCCUGUGUUGUCUGAAAAAGCGUUGAUUUCAUUUAGUAUUUCAAAUGAGAUGUACGGAGAGAUACCAUUGCCUGAAGGAAUGUCCUCGGUUUUCAACAAGAAUUGCAUAAAUGGUGUUUCGGCAUUGGGAGGAAUGCUUUGUGUAUAUUCUACUCAUAUUCGUCGAGGGAUCCACACAUUCAAGUUAUGGAUACUGAAAGACUACGAUGUCAUGGAAUCUUGGAAUCGAUUGUUUACUAUACAAG